Molecule: messenger RNA, 5100 nt
Organism: Mastomys coucha (southern multimammate mouse)
Lineage: Eukaryota; Metazoa; Chordata; Mammalia; Rodentia; Muridae
Gene: Septin11
Product: septin 11
Exons: 10
Coding region: 166-1455 (429 amino acids)
Biological process (GO): cytoskeleton-dependent cytokinesis
Cellular component (GO): microtubule cytoskeleton; septin ring; cell division site
Molecular function (GO): GTPase activity; GTP binding; molecular adaptor activity
Source: RefSeq, a predicted model, not a curated record
GGCGGGGCGGCGCGGGCGAGCAGACGCGGCUGGAGGCGCGCGGGAGCCGGGCGCGAGCAGGGCGCAGCCGCGAGGGAGGCGCGGGGGAGGCCAGCGGGAACCAGAGCACCAGCAGCAGCCAGUGUCGGUAAAGAGCAGCCGGGCGCAGCCAGAGCCACAGUCGCGAUGGCCGUGGCGGUGGGGAGACCGAGUAAUGAAGAGCUGCGAAACUUAUCACUUUCUGGCCAUGUUGGAUUUGACAGUCUGCCCGACCAGCUGGUCAACAAAUCCACUUCUCAAGGAUUCUGUUUCAACAUCCUGUGCGUGGGUGAGACAGGUAUUGGCAAAUCUACAUUGAUGGACACUUUAUUCAACACCAAAUUUGAAAGUGACCCAGCUACUCACAACGAGCCAGGCGUCCGGUUAAAAGCCAGAAGUUACGAACUUCAGGAAAGCAAUGUACGGCUGAAGCUAACUAUUGUUGACACAGUGGGAUUUGGAGACCAGAUUAAUAAAGAUGACAGCUAUAAACCUAUAGUGGAAUACAUUGAUGCCCAGUUUGAGGCCUAUUUGCAAGAGGAAUUGAAAAUUAAACGUUCUCUCUUCAACUACCAUGACACAAGGAUUCACGCCUGCCUUUACUUUAUUGCUCCCACGGGACAUUCACUGAAGUCCCUGGAUCUGGUCACCAUGAAGAAGCUGGACAGCAAGGUGAACAUCAUCCCGAUUAUUGCGAAAGCUGACACCAUCGCCAAGAACGAACUGCAUAAAUUCAAGAGUAAGAUCAUGAGUGAACUGGUUAGCAAUGGAGUCCAGAUAUAUCAAUUCCCCACAGAUGAGGAGACGGUGGCCGAGAUUAACGCAACGAUGAGUGUCCAUCUCCCAUUUGCAGUGGUUGGCAGUACGGAGGAGGUGAAGAUUGGCAACAAGAUGGCCAAGGCCAGGCAGUACCCUUGGGGUGUGGUGCAGGUUGAGAAUGAAAACCACUGUGAUUUUGUGAAGCUGAGGGAGAUGCUGAUCCGAGUGAACAUGGAGGACCUGCGGGAGCAGACGCACACCCGCCACUAUGAGUUAUAUCGGCGCUGUAAGCUUGAGGAGAUGGGCUUCAAGGACACUGACCCUGACAGCAAGCCCUUCAGUCUUCAGGAGACAUACGAAGCAAAGAGGAAUGAGUUCCUGGGAGAACUGCAGAAGAAAGAGGAGGAGAUGAGACAGAUGUUCGUCAUGAGGGUGAAGGAGAAAGAGGCGGAGCUCAAGGAGGCGGAAAAAGAGCUCCAUGAGAAGUUUGACCUCCUGAAGCGAACUCACCAAGAGGAGAAGAAAAAGGUGGAAGACAAGAAGAAGGAGCUUGAGGAGGAGGUGAGCAACUUCCAGAAGAAGAAGGCGGCGGCUCAGCUUUUGCAAUCCCAGGCCCAGCAGUCUGGGGCCCAGCAAACCAAGAAGGACAAGGAUAAGAAAAAUGCAAGCUUCGCAUAAGGCCUGGCAAGCCAAGGACGCUCCCGCAUUCACCUGCUUUGGCAGUAGUAGUGUACCUCUGUCAUCUGUGUCCUGUUUGAUCCGUUGUUUCAGCCUUUCCCCAAAUACCAGUAACUUAGCUCAUUUUAUUGAAUGUUGUCAGGUGGUGGAAAACCGUAGCACAAGGGGAUGAUAUCAGCAAGCGCGAGUGCGGCUGGACUGUGUUUCUGGAAAGUCGAUGAUUUGCCUUGUAUGCCUGUUCCAAGUGGCGGCAGGAAGCAUGUCUGUCCCUUGUAUGUCGCUUUGGACCAAGGAAGGCGGGGUAAAAUUACUACCUGUAUGCCUGGUGGGAAAACUCACUCCUCGGCAGCUGAGCCAAAACCCUGAGUAGCCAUGACAACAACUUGCAUUUUCUUAACUGUGCAUCUCAAAUGCUUGCACAGCUCCAGAAUUCACUCUCUUCUUCACACUUGCCACAAACCAGAGGUGGGCUUGAAAGUAGGCAGAAACUCGAGUGAGCAUCUGAGAUAGCUUUUCCCCUUGUACGGCUUUUUCAUUUAGUCAUUUGUUUAUUUGACCCCAGCCAGUGAUCUGGUUAGACUGUCUUAGAGAUGGAGUGUGCAUCUGCAUGCCUACCUUCAAUGCCAGGCCACAGCUAGGGACUGGCAUAAGAAUCAUGAUUACAUUCACCCCCACCAGGGCAUCCCUGAUGCUCUCACGGGUCCAGAUCUCAAAGAAUACCUCAUCUGGUAUUGCUUAUCUAAAGAAUCUUCUAUUAAGGAGGUUGGAUUCCCACUUCUAGUGAGGGGAUGCUCUCCACCCCUACCCUACACACACACACACACACACACACACACACACACACACACACCUGCAUCUGCUUUAAGCAGGCUGAGGGGAGACUUGGAGGCUGACUCCAGGACGUGGCUACUUCUAAUAGAAGUUUUCAUGAAUCACCACGAGAAAACUUGCUAUACAUUGUACUACCUGUAGCACAAGUCUGAAAGGAUGUCCUCAGAUGAAGAUUGCUGAGGAGUGAACGGGCAGUGCAGAGAUAGACUCGGCUGCUAGCCAGCCUCUGGUCCAGUUCCUUGCUGACAUUGAAGCUCAGUUCUAAGGAGUUUUCCUUCCUGUCCCCUCACUGUGACCGGUUCUACCUGCUCUGACUCUUGGGUCUGUCAAUUAUCUUACCUUACCCCCACGAGGAUUAACUCAGGAGCUAGGACAUGUCCUGCUUGCCUGCUGUGUAGGAACGGAAAAGGGCGCAUCGUUUGUCCUGUCCUCUUUUCUCUGACGUUCCUCCUGCUACCUGCUUGGCCACCCCCUUCUAACCAGAACUUGGCUCUUCCCUCCUCUCACUUCUCAUGAACCCAGGCCUUUGCCUCUGCAUUUCCCUUUCACAUCACCAGUAACACAUGCAUGGGAUAAUGCAGGCUGCAUUCCUCUCUGUCACACACACUUUAAAAAACACUGUCCAGCCAGCCCCUAUCUGAUCCUAGCCAAGUUUUUAUGUUAUCUUUUACUUCAUCUCCCCAUCAUAAGAAAGCAGUGGCCUUUCAUAAACUGAAUUAGGCUGCAUUAGACAAAUAAGGGCAUUGGCUUCACUGCUGUGUAGACCAUGCCAGAGAGCAGCAGCAGCGGCCACAGCCAUCUUCACUGGUGGAAGAAGGAGCUCCUACACAGACUCUGGCUUUGCUUCCAUUUUUCUAUCUAGCUGUGGAGCAGCAGGUACUAAUGGGCAUGCUGACUAACCAUGGCUGCGUUUGCUUCUUCACUGGUCACCACACAAGAGCUUGAGCAUUGCUGUUGUCUGCUGGUUCCAGCCACUGCUUCUGUGAGCUUUUUUUGUGAGUGUGUGAGUGCCUUGUAAUAGAAAACACCCCUUUGCAUUCAAUUUCUCAAAUCCCUGAAAGCUUUUAAAGAUACUCUUAGAAAACAAAAAAAAACAAAAAAAACAAAAAACCCAAACAGUUGACUUUUUUUGAUACCAAAAUUAUUGAAUUUUUUUUUCUUGCAUUAAGAUUUUUUUCUUAGUAAAAUAAAUCCUAUGGAGAGUCAGGGAAUAAAAAGUCAAGAGAAUUCCAAAGAAGCUUAAAAACAGAAAAGCAUUGCUCCUGAAAUGUUUUCCUGCCACUGCUCACAAGCUCUAGGAGCUGGUUACUGCUGCUCUUUUCUUUCCGUAUCUAUACCUUUCUUCACAGUAGUCCCUGGCUCUGCACGGAAUAAACGAUACUCUCAAAUCUAACUGGACGUGCUUUCGCCUUUGCAUGUAAGUACAGGAGUAAGAACUCAGAUCUCUCUGUUUCAGAUUAGGGAAAACGGGGCAGAUGAGGUUUUCUUUUAGAAGGUAUCCUGGAUAGUCUUGAGUAGUCAUUUUUUUUUUCUUUUUCUUUUUAAAGUUAAAUACAUCUAUACUGGCUACAUUUAUAUUUUGCCCCACAAUUUGUGCUUCCUCUUGAUCUCAGAGGAAGUAGGGGAUUGAUUACCAAUUGCAGCCAUUGUUGUGUAUAGCAUCCUGGAGGUCAUGUAGAGGGCCUUUGAUUAUGACAGUGGCAAAAAGCUGGGGAAAGAUUUCCACUGUCCACGGGACAAAAAUCCUGAAAACGAUGUUUCUGCCAGGCUGCCUUUCUGUUCCCUGACAUUCUGGAUCUCAGUCUAAUGGCCUCUCCUUUAUGCCCAAUGCACAAUGGCCAUUUUGUAUUUUUUUGGUCGGACAGCUUUGGCCUCUCUGCAUCUUUUGCCCCAAGCAAAGUGAGCAUCUCUGCUCCUUCUGGACUGUGGUCCCCUGUAAUUAUCAUCCGUGCUGUGGGGUAUGACCAAAUGGCCAGCAAGUACUUGGUAGCAGUUCAGGACUGUUUUCCCAGCUUGGGCUCUGUAUGGAUCGGUCCGAAGUCUCUCUCUCAGCCAGGGGAACUCUUCCACCUGGUGUUGGGUGUGGGUUUCUUGUUCCCCCUCCUGUACUUUGCAACUCACCAGCCACAGCUCUUGCUUCCUCUCCAUCCUGUGCACCUCUAAUGGAUGGACUUGGCUAUCUCACUCUCCUGACAGACCCCUAAGUGUUCCGCAGAGUUGGUAUUGAAGCGUCCGCUACCCACAUCGUACUGUCUCUGUGUGGUCCUACCAGAACUGUCCAUCUGAAUCCCUUGGCUUUGCCAUUUACAAGUGUCUAGGUUCUAAAAGUCCUAGUUCUGUUGACAGGACAUGUAUUACGGAGUCGUAAGCUGAAUCAUGACCUACAGAGUCUAGUUUGUAUGUAGGUAUGAAGGGAACUUUAAAAAAAUAAAUUGAAAAUUAAGCUGUGAACAGCAUUAAACUUUGUCUAUUUCUUGAUUUUAAAAUAUGCUGAUAAUGCCUUAAACUGUAGCUGUAGAACUGUCAUUUUUUGCUGUUUGAAGAUAACCAAUGUUUUCUAAAACUGUUGUGUAAUCUUUCAGUGUUAAUGCAGAUUGUCAUGUAUGUAAGCUGCAUGUUAGACACUUGUCUUUUUUAUAAACUAAAAUAAUUGUAUUGAUGUGAAGCCUAUUGUUCCUACGAGUAUGAAAGUGCUGGCUCAGCAACCUGCCAAGUAACUUGGUGUCUGUUAACGUAGUGUGGUGCCAGGUGACCUAUGCGUAUAUCACCAGUGCCAAGACUUCAAGUGGGGAAAUAUAUUUUUACCCAACCGUU